AUGCCAGGUGCCACGGGGGGAGUGCCCGCACCACCGAGGGCUCCGCAGCAGCAUCCGGACGGCACUUCCCCAUCCCCAGUCAGGCUACACAGGAAACAGAUACCCAAGGAUGUGGCCAACAUUUUUAAUGCCCCCAGUGGCAAUGAAGAUUUUCCAGGGUUCCAAGAUGAUGCUUCCAGACAGAACUUGUUGUCAGAGAACAGCUAUGCUAGUUUUGAUUCCCUGGAGUCUGGAAAAAAGGGAGGCCGAUUUCAGUCCAGAUACCUCACUGAAGAACUGCGGAGGAUUUUCACUGAAGACACAGACUCUGAAACAGAAGCAUUUGAAGGCUUUACUUCAAAUGAGGUGCAUGUGAACAAGAAAGAAGUUCUGACGGUGGAGUCAGACCUGAGUGAUGAAGAAUGCCCUAAUUUAUUGGGUAAUGAGGAAGAAAAGGAGGAAGUUUCCCCCAAGAGAAGAAGCUUCGGCCUUCGUGUUGCUUUGCAGUUUCCCACCAGAAAGUCAUCUGAGAAAAAAGUGCCUGAACAGUCUUUGUCUGACUUACCUGUAAAGGACAGUGAAUCCCUCACACCUCUUUCAAGAGAAAUAAACUGCAAGUGGUCGGACAAACUAGAGGGCUCUGCUUCAGAGUCUGAAGAAGACAUUAAAGAAACACAGGAGGAAAGUUCCAGUGCAAUGAUUAAGAGAGCCAUAAAUAUAAAAGAAAAUAAAGCCAUGCUUGCCCAGCUGCUGGCAGAAUUGAAUUCCAUACCAGACCUGUUCCCAGUGAAAACGCCCACCUCAACUCCUUCGAAACAGAAGAAAACCCCAAGGAGGACAUUUUCUGAAGGCCAGAUAGCACGUCGAAUGAACCCAACCAGAAAUGCUCGUCCACCAGAAAAAUUUGCCUUGGAAAAAUUUACUGUGUCGGCUGUCAAAUUUGCAGAACAUAUCCGUAGCUAUAGGCAACAAAACCUCUUGAAGAGACUCAGUGUGGGGGAUUGUGGAGUGCGCAAAAGAAGGAGAUCAUCAAAGUACUCGUCUCAUCGUCCAGUAGAAGAUAUUACUGAAGAGGACUUGGACAACAUUGCAGUCACUGUUAGAGACAAAAUCUAUGACAAAGUUCUAGGUAGUACUUGCCACCAGUGUCGACAAAAGACAACAGAUACAAAGACAAUCUGUCGCAACCAGGGCUGUGGAGGAGUAAGAGGGCAGUUUUGUGGACCAUGUCUUCGAAAUCGAUAUGGUGAAGAUGUGAAAUCAGCUCUGCUUGACCCAGCCUGGAUCUGUCCUCCUUGUCGUGGGGUGUGCAACUGCAGCUACUGCCGCCGGCGGGACGGGCGCUGUGCCACCGGCAUGCUCAUCCACCUGGCCAAGUUCUAUGGCUACAACAAUGUCAAGGAGUACCUGGAAAGUUUACAAAAACAACUGGCGGAUGACAAUUGACAACACUGAACUCAAGCUGUGCCUGCAACUGGUUAAUAUGUUGAAAAAUUUUGACUUCAAAAGUUUAUUACUCUGUUUUAUAUAAGAUAGAAUUGUUGUGUAUAGUACAUUCAUUUCUGUGUUGGGGACUUUUUGAUUGAUAUGGUCUUAUGCAAAAGAUCUCUCAGGAAAAUGUUUUGGUAGAGAAAUCUACAUGCACAGACCUAUAGGUUAAGUGAAAUGGCACUCUUGAACCUUGAGUGGUUAAUUUUUAAUAGAGCUACCCAAGCAUGUGAUAGAGAACUUGAUCAGUUUGAGCAAUAUUUUUAUUUAUAUAAUUGUGCAAGUUUGCAGAAAGGAUGUUUAACGACUACCUUCAAAGCAUCCGUAUCUUUAAAGAAACAAAACACCCUUGUCUACCAACUUGACCUUAAAGGUUCAGUUUUCCAACCCUUGCUUUCUGAACCUAUUCAUCCACCUGUAGUUUAUGGAACUUGUCCCUGCAAAGAAAGAAAGUGUACUUUCAUUUGAUGCCAUUAAAAUUCCAACCAAAGCUGAUGCAAUCGACCAGUGGGGGGAUGAUUGUUUUUUUUAUUUUAUUUCAAAGUGCAAUUAUUCACCGAAACAUGAAACUAGAAGAGUGUUUCUUUAAAAAUAUAAAAUAAAAUUUUAAAAAUUUUAAACAUCAUCCCAGUAAAACCAGCAGUUUUUGUGUAGUGCACCUGCUACCUGAACCGUCUAUCCAGCGGUUAUAACUGGUCUAAAUCAGAGUUCAGGAUUAAUUUUUUUUUUUGCUUACAGUUCAUACUUAGAGGUUUUUUUUAUUUGUACAACCAGGCUUUCGAACAACUUUGUUUAAAUGCAACAUGCUUGUAUUGCAUGUUAAAAUAUGUUAAAAUUCUUGUAAGAUACAUGUUUCAUUUUAUGUAGAGAGAAUAAAGACUAAUCUAAAGAGGAGUAUUUUGUGAGUCAAACUACACCCAGAUGCUGAUGUUUCCCAUUUACUUUCCCAUAGCUGGUGUAAUGGUGCUUGCAGAUCAAUAAUCAUUAUGUGAAGAAACACAUGAACACAACACUGAUGGAUGAGGAAAUAACAACAUAGAGCACAUAAGUGUUACACUAAGGAUUGUGUUUUUGUGAGGCAAAUCUCCUGCUCCAGCUGACUUUGAAAAAUGUUUAUCUUCUUUUACUUUAACUACAAGGCAGAUUGAGAAAGCAGCAUGUAUUAGUGAAAGGUUAGUACUAAACUGCCAAGAGUAAAGCUAUUCCUGCCAGAACCCAUUACCUGACUUCUUGCUUUUCGGAUUGAAAGUCCAAACAUAAGUUGGCCCUCUGCUUUUGGUUUUAUAAACUGGACAUUCAUAACCAUUAUUAGUUUCCCUUUGAUCCACUGGCAUUGCCCUUAAAAAAAUGAUUGGCAUUGCUAAGUCAAUUCCUUGAGGUGCGCUUCAGGAAUCAGCCCCAGCUAGAUGUCCAACCUGGUGCCUGCAAUAUACAGCACGCGGUUUACAUGGUGUUCUGUAGUGCAAGGCUGGAAUAAUUUGGGUUUUAACAGUGGCUAAACAGAUAAAGCUACAUUUGAACAUACAGAUUUAGUGCGGACUGUUGUUGUCCAGUUGCGCAUCAUCUCUUUGUAUGAAUGCAGAGAUCAGUACGUAGCAUCUGCCUGGACUGGGCUUGUGGUUUCAUCAACAUGCCCUCUUAUUGAAAGCAGGGACUGGAAACUAUUUUCAGUUGGGACUUAAAAUAUGAAUGUUCCUGCCAAAGUCAAAUUCUCAGAUUUUCCCCUAAUCCUCCACUAGUUUAUGGUGAAUUCUCCACCAAAGGGUGGAGAACUACGCUGGAGCACUUAGCAUGUAUUUGUACUGUGAGAUAUCAAACGGGUACUUUGGUGUAGUUAAGACAGAUGAGUUCUGUGCUGCUGAAGGGCCAUGCACUUUCUGAAAGCUGCUGGAUUUAAGUUUGUUGUGUGUUCUUCUAACAUAAACUAGCAUAUACAAUGUUGCAUAUGCUUGUUGUAGAUUUUAGGAGGAUUUAUGUGACUGGAAACUAUAUAUGCAAAUACCAUCACAAACACAAACUUCAGUCACAAGGUUCCAUGAUACUUCCCUCAUAUCCAGAGGAGGAAUAUACAGUAUUACCCUUGGAUUGACAAAUGCUUUAAAAAAAAUCCUCUGAAAAAUUCAUGUCACCAUUUCAAAAAGCAACAGUCAAAUGACAUCUUUGUCAUUGCUCCACUCUACCACCCUGACUUUCCCCUUGGGGCUUCUGUAGUAGCAACUCCCUUCCAAAAGGGAGUUGCUUUCCUUUUAUUAUAUAUGGGUCUGGUGAAGAGUACAAGUAACAAUGAUGUUUCUUUAAUUGCCCUGGGAGUCAUUCACCUUUCUUCUAAUGAACUUAGUUUACAGCUUUUCAAAGUUAAAACUAAAAUCUCAUUUUGAUGACGGGCCUGAAUUGGCAUUCCUAAAUGAGAUGCUUCAGUCUCAGGAAAA
Neopelma chrysocephalum (saffron-crested tyrant-manakin) is the source of this 3896-nucleotide messenger RNA. RefSeq names its product cell division cycle associated 7 like (gene CDCA7L). The coding region runs from base 1 to 1425 and encodes 474 amino acids. The transcript is spliced from 10 exons. Gene Ontology annotation, cellular component: nucleus. Gene Ontology annotation, biological process: regulation of DNA-templated transcription. The record is from RefSeq and is a predicted model, not a curated record. Lineage: Eukaryota; Metazoa; Chordata; Aves; Passeriformes; Pipridae.